Acaulospora colombiana is the source of this 144-nucleotide messenger RNA. NCBI's taxonomy places the organism in Eukaryota, Fungi, Glomeromycota, Glomeromycetes, Diversisporales, Acaulosporaceae. The record is from the annotation of a GenBank genome assembly.
AUGGAUAUAAAUAUCCAUUAUACAAGCAAACAACAGGAUUCUCUAUUGGAGUUAGUAACAGAUCUACAAUUGCACUGCCUUAUUGUUUUGCUUGGCACAUUUAGCCAAGCAUUUAUUAUUGAUUACGGAUCUGAAACUGUGUGA